AUGGAGGUGGCCGAGCUGAGCUCUCGACUAUCCGAGGUGAUUACCUAUGGUCCCAGCGACCCUGUCCCUGCCGCCUCCAGCAAUCAUGAAACUCUCGUGAUUGAAGUUCUCACCAAUAAUUACAUAGUCAAAAAAGUCUAUGUUGACCCCGGAAGCUCGGUAGACGUCUUGUACUACCGGACUUUCAAAAGUUUGAAGCUGACCAGAGAGCAACUAACUCCUGUCAGAACUCCCCUCGUCGGCUUUGGGGGACACGUAGUCCACCCGGGGGGUAUGGUGUCCCUGAUGGUGACUAUCGGGCGUCAUCCCCGCUGCCGAACUGUACCUGUUAGCUUUACGGUGGUCAAAGCAGAUUCUCCUUAUAAUAUGCUAAUAAGUCGACCCACACUCAACGCCUUGAGGGCUGUGUACUCUACCUACCACCUGAGUUUCAAAUUUUCGACGCCUGCGGGGGUGGCCGAAGUGAGCAGUGACGUGAAUGCCGCCCGAGAAUGCUACCUCGCCACCAUCCAGGCCGCGGUCACUCCUCGGACUGCAUCAAAGGCCGAAGAAAAGAGGCUAGCUGUCCUCUCCAUAGACAGCAUCGAUCCUCGAAAGGUAGGAAAGCCCGGCAGGCUUGAAUCUAGGGAUGAGGUGGAGCAGGUGGUCUUGGAUGAGGCGAGACCUGGAUGA
Coffea eugenioides is the source of this 672-nucleotide messenger RNA. RefSeq lists its product as uncharacterized. NCBI's taxonomy places the organism in Eukaryota, Viridiplantae, Streptophyta, Magnoliopsida, Gentianales, Rubiaceae. The record is from RefSeq and is a predicted model, not a curated record. The coding region runs from base 1 to 672 and encodes 223 amino acids. The transcript has a single exon.